Molecule: messenger RNA, 5034 nt
Organism: Alternaria triticimaculans
Lineage: Eukaryota; Fungi; Ascomycota; Dothideomycetes; Pleosporales; Pleosporaceae
Exons: 4
Coding region: 1-5034 (1677 amino acids)
Biological process (GO): 'de novo' pyrimidine nucleobase biosynthetic process; pyrimidine nucleotide biosynthetic process
Cellular component (GO): cytoplasm
Molecular function (GO): dihydroorotase activity; chromatin binding; methyltransferase activity
Source: RefSeq, a predicted model, not a curated record
AUGCAGGCGACAAUCGGUGACAAUAUCACGCUAGAAACGCCAGAGCCAAAGAAGAGGAGGCAAAGCGCACAGGACAGCUCACCAAGACGACGCAGCGAACCGAAAAUCACCUUGCCGGCGUUGAGUGAUUUCGCCAGAUCACAUGUCGCUAACUGGUCUCCGCCCGUACCAGUAACGCCCGAAUCGGAAGCGUUACGAAGCCUGAAGAAGGAAUGGAGACGCCAAUCCCGCGAUGAGCCUGUGUACGAUGGGCCGAAAACUGAGAAGCAACUUAUGAUUGUGGAUCUGCAAGACUACGAGAUCUAUCGAACACCAGAGAGCGAGUGUAGGGCCUAUGAGCUGACGAGCCUGCACUACCUGGAAGUUUCGAUUGCGAAGAAGUUAUGCUUUGAUGGUUUCAUCUGCGUGGGGUCGACCAAACACUACGUGCAUGCAAUACCAAUUCAGGAUAGCUCUGUCGAAGGCUACGGCGACGAUGAGAACUCUGGUGUCACUACUUACGUACAGUCCACGUUCGCAAGUAAAGACAAACACUACGAUAUCUGGUACAGACUUGCGAAGCCCGCUCCAGGCUACAAAGAGUUCCAGAAAUCGUUCCUCUGGGUAGCGCAACUAGGGAAGCACAUCAUCGACUACGUGGAUAACCAACCGGUGGGAUCAGUCGCGCUCAACGACUUCCGCGAAGACUUCUAUGACUGGCUCUCGCCCCGUUUUGGUCAUUGCGCCGACUUCCAGCAAUGGCAUACUGCGUUUAGACAUCAAACUGACUUUCGCGUCGCUGUGCAUGCGUACAUCGAGUACUUCUACAACCAGGCCUUCAACCUUCCAAAUUCAAAACAGCUACUUGCUCAUCCCCUCUGGAGCGAGUGUAUGGCUAAAGGGUUAACAGCGGUGAAGGCGCAGAAGAAAAUCGUUGAGCACACUAUUGCUACACCAGAGGUAUACGAUUGCUUCAAGCACAUGUACUUUGGUGAGCAAAUCCAGGCAAAACGGCCUAUCGACACGGUCAAAAUUACACAGGAACGCAGGAAACGGAGGCUUGGGUUUGCGCAGAGUUUCUGGGCACGGCAACCGACUACUCCGCGACGGAAUGUAUGUCAACCCUAUGGUAACUCACCAGUGAAGGUUGGCGACGUCGUUGCCUUAAUCCCCGACGAGGCAGACGCAACCGUUUGGCGCAACACGACCUGGGAGUGGCUCGCAUACGUCCAGGGUACCGAGUCCUUGAAGGACAGAACGCAGAGGUUGUUCGUGCUAUGGAUUUAUCGACACCAUGAGACCAACAUCUUCAAGGCGGAAUAUCCAUACACGAACGAAGUCUUCUUAUCCGACAACUGUAAUUGCUCUGAAGGAGAGCUGUUGUCUACGGACAUCAAGGGAAGAUACGAUGUGGACUGGGCACCUUCCACUAUCGACGCUGAGCGAUUUUUCGUCCGUCAAACCUACGUCACUCAAGACAGCGCGUUUGUCAGUCUCCGAUCUUCACACAAGACUUGCACGUGUCGGAAGGAAAAGCGCACACCCGUCGAUGAUUACGGUCGAGGCGACACGGUAUAUCUAUCAAGGACCCGAAACGGAGACAAGUUUCUGGAUCCUGUCGUCUUUCAACACAUUGACCGCGUCAAGGGGAUUGUUAGAGUACGUAGGCUGUUACGACUGGAACGCGACUGCGGAGAACUAGCAGCCAAAGCUCGGCGCUCGAAUCUCUUGGCCAACGAACUUGUCCUUACGGACGAAUACGAAGACGUGUCCAUGUCCCGCAUCCAGAGGCGCUGUCAUGUCAAGUUCGUGAGCAAGUCUGACAUCCAGGACGGACAGAUACCUUUCACGUACAAUCGUGGCGGUGCUGGUGAUCUCUGGUUUUUGUCUAUGGGAUUGACUGGCGUGGAAGGCGAUCAGAAACUCAUCUUUCUGCGGAAUCUUCCGAAGACAUUCAAUGAGGGCCCUGACAUGGCUUCUGCUACAUCAUUGAGAGGAAUGAGUAUCUUCAGUGGCGGUGGCUCGCUUGAUCGAGGCCUUGAAGAAGGUGGAGCAGUUACCUUCCACUCCGCUGUCGACUUCAGUCCCCAUGCCAUCCACACUCAGCGAGCUAACUCGAAGAGCCCGGAGACGAUGCAUCUGUUCUGUGGCUCCGUCGAUGAUCACUUUGACGCAGCUCUCAAGGGUAAUAAACCUGACCUUGUCCCUCGGGUCGGAGAAGUCGACUUCCUUGCUGCUGGAUCGCCAUGUCCUGGGUUCUCAGCUCUUCAGCACAAUAUUCUCAGUCCGCAGUCCUUGAAGAAUGCGUCACAUAUUAGCACCUUCUGCUCGUAUGUAGAUCUAUACCGCCCUUUGUACGGUAUACUCGAAAACGUCGUCAACAUGGCCUCAACACGGACUGGAUUCGAAGAUCAGAACGUGUUAUCUCAGGUGGUUGCUUCUCUAGUCUCGAUGGGAUACCAAUGUAAUCAGUACAUCAUGGAUGCUUGGAGUUACGGCAGCGCGCAACAGCGUUCACGCCUGAUCCUCACCAUAGCUGCACCCGGACUUGAGCCAAUUGCCCAACCUUGGCACACCCACGCGCGGCCUUACGAGGAGACGGCGGGACGAAGCUUAGGUUAUUUACCCAACGGACAGAAAUUUGGUGAACGCGAGCACUACCCAACGCCUUUUCCAUAUGUACCAGCGGUGUCCGUCGAUGCGGGAUUGCCCGACAUUGGCAACGGUAUCGUACAGACUUGUAUUCCGUUCCCAGACCACCGCUUAGGCCAGUUACCAACGCGCAAGCAACGUGCACUGGUCAGAUGCAUUCCACGGCAGCCUCCAGGUUGUGGCUACAAAGAAGCGGACCAACUUGGUCUUAUCCCGACGUCGCUACGAGACCCGAGAACCGACAUCGGGAAAGCGUACAGGAGGAUCAAAGCAGCGGGACUGGUACCGACUAUCACAACGAACAUAGUCAUCCGCGAUUCUCGAAAUGGCGCUACAUUGCAUUGGGAUCAGCAUCGAUCUAUCAGUGUAUUGGAAGCUCGUCGGACGCAAGGAUACAUGGAUGAGGAGCCCAUCAUUGGUUCGCUUCCGGAGCAGUACAAGAUCGUGGGCAAUGGCGUGGACCGUAAGGUUGCUUUUGCCAUGGGUCUGUCUCUACUACAGGCCGUCCAGAAGAACGAGUUGGGGUUUACUGCGAACGGAACGACGCAGAACUCCGCUGAGAUUGUGGACGUUACUAGCGAUACCGAAACAGCCCACGUUGAGACGAGUGUUAAGAAGCCCAGACCUCAGUCUAAAGCCCAAGAUAUGUCGCCUUCUCAGAAGGAACAUCGCCGCAGGAGUUCCGGACCGGUGGUGGUGAUACCUGGACGACGGCAAACCGAUGGCGCUACUUCGACUGUGAACAGUACUCCGGGGCCGCCUAGGAGGAAUGCGAGCAUGCCCAAUGGCGCAACUAGCAAAACUUCACAGACUCCACCUAUCUCACAACCCAAUGCCUCGGUUGCCCAGACCACCGGCUUCUUCUCUCGACUUUCCAAAUCUCUCGCUGCUGGCGUCGGUCGACUCUCCUUGUCGAGUAUGUCAUCUUCCUCCUCUACCCCGACUUCCGCACCAAUCCCCGCGGUGAAACGCAGUCGCGAAGAGGACGAAGACCCUUUCGCCCCAGAAAGCCAGAGCCGCACAUCAAGAGAGCGACCCAGGAAACAACCCCGAGUCAGCGCAACGCCAUCGGCACAAGACGGGAUCAAACUUGAAACAGAACCUAGAAGGAGGAAGUCUGUGUUCUCGCAUCGAAGCGGCAGUGUGAGUUCGACGAGCUCGAGUAAGACUCGUUAUACUCGUCAUUCGGGGUUGUCGGUGGAGUAUGUGCCGAAGAAUUGGAAUAAGAGGGUUGAGGUUGAGACAAGAGGGGUGGUCUUUGAAGAGCAUCAGCAGAACCAGGAGAUGAAGCUUACCGAACUAACGGAAAUCGAGCUGCCAGCGGCGUACGAUGCUCAUGUCCAUCUUCGCGAUGGCGAGAUGUCGCAGCUCGUUACGCCUACGAUUCGUAAGGGUGGUGUGAAUCAGGUGUAUGUUAUGCCGAACCUGGUCCCGCCUAUCACAUCCGUGAAGCAAUGUCUCGAGUACCGCGACAGACUUCGUGCUAUUGAGCCGAAUGUGGAUUACGUCAUGUCGUUGUAUCUUCACGAGGAUAUCACGCCGGAGGUUAUUCGUGAGGCGAAGAAAGCGGGGAUUACGGGUGUGAAGUCGUAUCCUGCUGGAGUUACUACGAACUCCUCCUCAGGCGUCCUCUCCUACGAACCCUUCUACCCCGUCUUCGCCGAAAUGGAAAAACAAAACAUGGUCCUCAACCUGCACGGCGAAGUCCCCUCCACACCCCCCAACACCCACGUAACAACAACCAAAGACACAAAAACAGGCGCCAUAACCAUCCUCAACGCCGAACCCGCCUUCCUCCCCACCUUCCUGCUCCUCCACGCCAAGUUCCCCUCUCUCCGCAUCAUCCUCGAGCACUGCAGCACAUCCGCCGCCCUCUCCGCCGUCCGCUCCUGCGGCCCCUCCGUCAGCGGCACAAUCACCGCGCACCACCUCAGCCUCAUCAUCGAUGACUGGGCAGGCGACCCCUUUUGUUUCUGCAAGCCUGUUGCGAAGACGCCUGAGGAUCGGGAUGCGUUGCUCCGCGCGGUGGUGCAGGGGAAUGGGAAGUUUUUCCUGGGGACGGAUUCUGCGCCGCAUCCGAGGGGGAAGAAGAGGGGGGAGGAUAAGGUUGCUGCGGGGGUUUUUACGCAGCCGUAUGCGGUGGGUUAUGUGCUUGAUGCGUUGGAGGUGGGGGUUAUGAGGGGGGUUAUUGGGGAGGAGGAGGUGACGAAGGAGGUGCUGGAGGGGUUCUUUGGGGGGUGGGGGAGGGGGUUUUAUCAGAUUGUGGAUGAGAAGAUGGAGAGGAUUGUGUUGAGGAAGGGGAAGGAGACGGUUGUGGAUGUGUUGAGGAAGGAGGGUGGGGGCGAGUGUGAGGUCGUGCCGUUUAGGAAGGGGGAGGUUACUUGGGGAGUGGAGUGGAAGUGA